Falco peregrinus (peregrine falcon) is the source of this 2766-nucleotide messenger RNA. It is a transcript of the gene MLIP, whose product is annotated as muscular LMNA interacting protein. Gene Ontology annotation, molecular function: transcription corepressor activity; lamin binding. The transcript has 10 exons. The record is from RefSeq and is a predicted model, not a curated record. NCBI's taxonomy places the organism in Eukaryota, Metazoa, Chordata, Aves, Falconiformes, Falconidae. Bases 61 to 2766 code for a protein of 901 amino acids. Gene Ontology annotation, cellular component: sarcolemma; nuclear envelope; PML body. Gene Ontology annotation, biological process: negative regulation of transcription by RNA polymerase II.
UGUAGUCAGGUUAAGUCACUUCUGCUCAGGAUAUUAGGGUGGUUUGUUUUCCCCUGGGAAAUGGAGUUAGGAAAACAUGAAAGAAAAGUCUCAGGAAGAGAAGCUUUAGAGGAAAAGCAAAUGGUUACUUCUCAAGAACCUGGCACCAAACCAUUGACCUUCACAUUUGUACCAUCUAUUGGACGACUUCCAACUCAUUUUGAGGUUGGGGAUGUCUCUAAGUUCCUUGUGACAAUUCCAGAGGAACCAAAAGAACUGAGCAAUCAAGAAAUUAUAAAUAAGUCUAACGUAGUAUCUGAUGAGCUGGCCUUAAAGCGUGGAGCCAGACAAGACUGUGUCCCCACCAUCUCCACAAACAGCACCCAAACGGCUUUCCAGUCCUCAGGGUGUAACUCAAGCAAACGAGAAAUGCAGGAGAAUGACCUUUUUAAGGCUGAGUUUAUCCUGAUUACGGACUCUGGUGAUGAAGAUGAAGUAGCUGCUGCUUCGAACAACGUUCAUCGGCCUUCCAAUGGCUAUGGUCCCAUCAGUGCUCAGCUGCUGGCCACGUCCCACAUUUCCCCUGGCAUCGGGGCAGGGAAACCUCCUGGCGAUGGUCAAGUUCCAGGUGCUACACUUUCCCACAGCACUGCUAAUCUGCAAAAACAUCAGUUAAUUUCCACUCUUUCCAUCUCUGAUCAUCUUUCCUCUAAACCACCUGCUGUCCACUUAAUUUCUCCAAUUAAUCAGAAAGUAGCGUGUGGUGCCAUGGUUAACCUGAAUCAAGCCUCUUCGCUGGAAGACUCCUGUAACAACUGGCAGUCAGCAACUGGGUUUUCUAAGCAAGAUUCCUCUCUCUACUUUCAGUCUGCUUUCCAUAGUUCACCUCCCUCCAUGUCUAAAGCAUCCAGUUUUUACUCCACUCCUCAGCUGUAUGAUAACCUACAAGUUACACCAAGUGUCUAUACCCCUGGCUGUGUUUGCAAAAUGGGACACUUCACCACAUCCUCUGUUCCAGCAAAGAGCCCAAGCCUUUCCCCUAAUCCUUCACAUUCAACUGAAAUUCAAGGAUCUUCAUCUCAGUCUUCAUCCCUCAGUUCUUCCAAAAGAUUGAAUGCUUUAUCUCUUGUCCCUGUACAUAUAACAACACAUUCAUUAUCUCCCAGCCCUAAACCUUUGUCUCCACCCUCUCUUUAUGGUUCCUCUUCAACCAUAUGUAGUAUAAACGAGCCUUGCACACAAAUGUCAUCUAGAGGAAAUUUAGUGAAGGCAGGAGUCGUAUCCCCUCUGCCAAGCAGACUGACCCUCUUAACUGCUAUUCUGAGAUCAGGCUCUUCUCAGCGGAGACCGCUUUCACCUGCAUCUUGUCCCACAUUUUCUCCUAGCUCCCUUGGUUCCUCCACACUAGCAAUAGAUCAAAAGUCCAAAACAACUCCCCCAACCCCCAAGAAAUCUGUUUCAAGCCUUCCUAUAAGGCCAGAUUCUCCUAGCAGAGAGAAAUGUUGGCUUUCAGGAUGGGCUCAGCACCUGCCUUUACCCUCCAAGCCUCAUUCCACCCCUCAGUCGAGGUCCCUUUCUCCUAAAAAGCACCUUCCAGUCAGAGCGCUUCCUCCAGACCCCCGAAGUCCUCCAUUAUCCCCCAUCUCCUCUCAUAGAAAAUCCAUUGUCUCUCCAGGUUUGCAGUCUGCAAUGCCUCCUCCUUGUUCCCCAUCACACUCUUCCCUUGCAACCCCUCCCUCUCCUUCUCCAGAAGGGCUGCGAUAUGCUGACUCCAGGUCCUGGGCACCUCAGAAGUCUCAGAGAGUACACACUUACUCACCCAUCUUCACCUGCCGGUCAUAUCCUUUGCUUUCUUCUACCAGUCUUAGUGGCCUAUUCUCCCCCACACUAGAAAAACACUCAUCUCCUUCCCCAAGUCUUUUGCAUUCAGCUUCUAGGUCUAAAUCAGAAUCACCCCAAACCUCUGUUCGGGAGUUGAGUCCCUCUUCCCCUAACCCUUCAAGUGUCUCAGAGCAGUGGUCUCUCUCAUGGCCUUGUUCUACUCCACCAGUUCCACAAACUGGUAAUAUUAAUUCCCAUCCACUGAAGCUUAAUCCUUCAUUGGUGAACACAAAUUAUAGGUCUAAUUCCUCCUCUCCAAGACCUGAGCAGUCUACCACCUCACCGGUAUUAAAGUACAGGUCUCCUGUCUCAGACAAGUCACCAGGCACACUGCCAUCAAGACCCAGAGAGCUGACUUCACCACAGUCUUUUUCGUUGCCUCCUGACCAUGAAAACAUCAAACCCAAGCAGUACAAGAUCAAGACAAGCUACAAGGCAUUUGCAGCAAUCCCUACAAACACAUUACUUAUGGAACAGAAGGCAUUAGAAGAGUCAAUCAAGACUGCUAAUGUGACUGACGACACUGCUUUGGACACUCAUUCAGAGAUGUGCUCCCCUGCCCAGCUCAGACAACAAACAGAAGAGCUGUGCGCUGUCAUUGAUGAAGUCCUACAGGACCCAUUGACUAUGCGCCGAUGUGAGUCUUCUCCAAGUUUUCUGCAGAUGAACAUGGAAUCAGGUGUUGGCAAGACAAAACCUGGUGUCAUUCGUCCCAUGCUGGUGAAAGGAAAGACUGCACAGCAAAAGGAGGAACCCUAUCAACCCAAUCCUUUUAAAAAGUACCUUGAAGAAAUCCGUGAUCAAGAUAAUGAGCAGACCUCAGUAGUACCUCCUCACCCUGCCAAACCUCCCAGUGUGACACUAAGUGCUGGUGACUAUGUGGGUGACAUUCACUUUGAGACAUAA